Messenger RNA from Thamnophis elegans (Western terrestrial garter snake), 2506 nucleotides. RefSeq lists its product as uncharacterized. Lineage: Eukaryota; Metazoa; Chordata; Lepidosauria; Squamata; Natricidae. The transcript has 3 exons. The record is from RefSeq and is a predicted model, not a curated record. The coding region runs from base 224 to 1345 and encodes 373 amino acids.
UGUGGGCGUGGCCUGCGGGGAUUCCCUUUUUUUUCCUCCCCCCCCCCAGGGCGCGGGUUGCGCGUGCGCGAACUUCGCAUUUCUUCCCUCUGCUCCGGAGCUGGCUGCUGCUUGUGUCGAACUUGGGAAGAAACUUCAAAGGGAGUCGGCUCUCUAAGGGACGAAGGCUGUGGUUGUGCUUUGUGAAUUAAAAAAAGAUAUUUGCAGAGCAAGAAUUUGAAAAAUGGGAAGGCCCCGGAAAACCUCGACCGCUGCUGCAUCUCCCCGCCCAGCUGCUACAGCCCCCAAGGCGGGUCCGGGGACGCCUCGCUCAUCCGCCACCUCCAGGACUGUCUCUGCGGCUGGUGCAAACCCAACGGCUCCGGCUACAGCUCCUAAGAGCAGAAGCAGCAGAGGAUCAGGUCCAGAGACGGCGGCCUAUUCCGCAAAGCCUAGAGGAGCAAGGGAGGGUGGCCCGCCCAGGUCUGCAAUGGCUUCUGAUGGCCAACACGGAGGGCCAAGGAAGAGCGAUGGAGGAGCAGUCAAGAGCUCUGCGGUGUCGGGUGGAGUCAAGCCUUCUGCUGCUUCCGAUGCCGCGAGCAAAACCCAAGGCAGAGCGAGGGGCCUGCCUGCGCCCCUCUCCCCUGAAAAAGUGGCUGAGGUCGAGAGGGAAACCCGCGGUCAGUGGAGGAACCCCGAAUGGCACAAGUGGCGCGAGAACCGCAUCACUGCCUCCAUCGCGCCCAAGAUCUCCAACAGCAAGUUUGCAAACGGCCGCAGCUCGAAAGUGCCUCAGUCGUACCUGAAGGAGGUGGUGGGAUCGCGCUCCGCGGCACGGACCCCAGCCAUGAAUUGGGGAGUCCGCAACGAGAAGAAGGCAGUGGAAGCUUAUGAAACCCUCAAGUCCAGCACGGCAAAGAAACCGGUGAAGGUGAAAGAAUGCGGCAUCAUUGUCGACAAAGACAAGCCCUGGCUGGCUGCCAGCCCCGAUGGCAUCGUCCAAGACGCGGGUACCGGCAAGGACCUCAGUCUCUUGGAGGUGAAGUGCCCCUAUAAAUACAGAAAUAAGACGGUGACCGAAGCCUGCCAAGACAAGACCUUCUGCCUGGAAAAUGAGAGCAAUUCCUACUCGUUGAAGAAAAAUCAUCCCUAUUAUACCCAAGUCCAGUGUCAGAUGAAAGUCUCCGGCCUGAAGAAAACGGAUUUUGUCGUUCACACCAACAAAGAAACCGCAAUUGCCCCGGUGGAUUUUGACCCGGCAUUCUGGAAGCAAACAGUCCCCAAACUGGAGAAGUUCUACACGGAUGCUGUGGUCCCUUACCUGGAGAAGAACGGACCUUCUGCUCUCUUGGCUAGUGAAGAGUGAAGCUGUGGGAAGAAGUUUCUGAUAUUUUCUUUCUCUUUUCUUCAUAAGAUGUGCCUUCAACCUGUUAUCCCCGUUCUCCUUUAUACUGUGCAUGAGCAUGCUGGAAACUAGAAGCUCAGCUUCCCGGCGUGCAUAUGCAUGCCAGGGAACUGUUUUUCUGGUUUCUAAUGCCCCCCAGUGUACGCGCUCCCAUUUCGGCACGGUGCCAAAAAGAUUUCGCCAACACUGGCCUAGAGUAUAGCCCUCCCUCCCUCUCUCUUUCUCUCUCUGCCUUCAGUUAACGUUUUAGAAAGCUGCUUUCCUCUUGGGAACACGUAAAGCGCCCUCAGCCUACUAUUAGAACAGACCAACGACAUCUAGAGCAGCCCCAGUUUUUCUCCUGCCACAGAUCACGAACAUCAUUGGUUAUUCGCUUUACCUGAGCAGGCAAAAGGUAGAUUUUUUUUUUUAAAGCAAGACAUACUGGACUUGCUUCUGUCAGAUUUUUCGAUCUACUUCCAGGUAUUCUUCCAUGGAGACGUCCUCGGAAAUGAAAAUAGCUUUUGCUUGAGAUGCUGUAACUUGACCAGAAAUGGAAUACUUGAAUGUUUCAAUCCACAGCAGAGCUAAAUUGUCCUCAUCCUACCCGUUGCCAGCGUUUCCUGGAACCUGCGUUGUCCAAGAAAUAUCCAGUGUGAUAACAAAAGGCCAGAAGUUGCAUGGAAGAAAAGUAACCCGAUUAAUUAAGGGCUGCGGGUGUUUAAACAUGGAUAAAAAUAAAUCAAAACUCUUUGUUUUCCUGCUGUAAACCGCACACAUUCUCGGUUAUGUAUCCAGAAUGACUUGUGAUCCAGUGGUAGCGAGAGAAAGUUAGAUUAUCAUUUAGGCAGGAGGGAUAGAUAUGCUGACUUGGUCUCUUUCAGUACAGGUGGAAGUGCAUCUUUGCUUAGGAAGUUUAUAUAUAUAAAAAAAAUUGUAGUGAAAAAAUAUAUAUUUUGAGGGAAUUGCAACUUGAGUUUUUGAAGGGUGUUUAAAAAAAUAUAAUUAAAAAUGUGAUGUGGGGGAUCGUAACUGACUUUUUGUAAACUCUUGUGAUGUUUUUCUUUUGGACACAUUAAAAAACAGCUCCUCCUAUUUGCUCUCUGGGGCUUUAGUUAAUGAAAAUAAAAACAAUGUAUGCUG